UGAGGAUGUGUUGAUGGCUGUUAAGGCUCUGGGAGACAUGAGAAAUCAGAGGAUCUCGCCUACCAGUGCAGCUUCGUACCACUCGCCUAGUGCCUCUCCUGACCAGGCGAGUAGGGCAUACGAUUCAUCCUCUAGGAGAGAGCAGCCCAAUUCGGAGUAUGAUGCUCAGGGUACUCCGUCAGGGAUGGGUGGGAUGCCCAGCUCCAGUCCUGGCCAGCAGCAGCAAGCGGACUUCGUCUCCCGUGUUUCGUCCCACUUUCCCAUUGUCAACACUGCUAUCCGCGCGUAUGAGAACUCGAAGAACAGUUCGCCUCUUGUACAGCUCGGAGUGAAAAUGGUCGAGUCUUCUAUUGCGACUCUCUCCAAGCCCGUCAUGGAUCGGCUUCCCGUCGCUCAAAUGGACGGUUUCGCCUGCCGGCAGCUAGAUAAACUUGAGGGCAGAUCUCGCUCGUAUUCUGGUUCCCAGCCGACCAGCGCUGGCCCCGCCUCGGACGGUCACGCACGCGACUGGGAGGUGAAUACGCCCACGAGCAUGAAAGCAAUGUAUUCCCAACCGGGUAACCCGUCGAGUAUGUCGCUGGACACCCAAGGUACCUAUUCUUCCGAAACGUUGCCUCCUCUCUCUCCCUCCACCACGAGGGACAUCGAUGCCCCGCAACAGCAGCAGGCUCAGCAACAACAACAGCAAUCAUCCCGCGCUCCUUGGCAGACAAUGCUCGUCGGCGCCGGCGGCUUGACCGCGGCAGUGAGCGAGGAAAACAUGCGCAGGCUUCAGUUGUGUCUGGAAUGGCUACGAUGGGCAACACGCAUCACAGACCAACACAUUGCGAUCCUCCGCAACUUUCUCUCCUCCUUAUCGAUGCCUCUCCCCCACCCAGAAUCCACCCCCAUCUCUCCCGCCUCGGCUCGCAUCCUCGCCGAUGCCCAGUCCGGCGUAGUCGAUGCGAUCAAAAAAGUCGUAGGUGUCGUCUCCUCCUAUACCGGAUCUGCCCUUCCCGAGCCCGCACGCGCCGCAGUUCGCAAAUGGAUCCUCGAGCUUCCCGAACGGUGGCGCGCUGCCACCCUGGCACAGGAGCGUGGGCUUCCCCCGCCUCAAGUGGUGACGCUCAUGACUGCCGAGGGACAGCUGCCUUCCUAUACUACGGCGAAAACGAUGGCACAUAAAGUUUUGGCGCUCGCUGUGGAGAGCUUGGACAUGCUCAAAGCUGUUACGGGCGUGUUCAUGGACAGCCUGCAGAGUGCGGAGAACUGGCUGGACAGGUUCGGUCGCUCUCGUCCUCUUCCUUCCUCCACACUUUCCUCUGGUACAUCGACCCCCAGCGCGCACACGCCCUACCCUGCCUACCCGUGGCAGGAAAAGCCGCCCGUGCCUCAGCAACAACAGGAGUAUCAUGGCUCGGGGUAUUACUCGUAUCCCCAUCCGCAGGGGCAGGAGGGAUACGGGUAUGAAAAGGGAAGAGAGAUGGUGGGUCGUUAGUUGCUGUUGAAGAUGUACUGGCGGUAUGGAGGGCAGUUUGGUGGGUUGGUGGGUGAAGAAACAGGAGAGGAGGAGGACGCUGAUCUAGCUGGUCGGCAAGGGAGGAUAUAGGACUGUAAGAAUCGGCUUUGAUGGAUGUACGAGCAAACACUACUACGCCUUUUUAUUGGCAUUUUUGCUGGUCAGCUUCUUCUGGAUGGAAUAUCGUACAUAAUAUUUCUGCUUUUGCAUAUUUAUCUGACUGUUGUUC
Messenger RNA from Dacryopinax primogenitus, 1727 nucleotides. RefSeq names its product Opi1-domain-containing protein. Lineage: Eukaryota; Fungi; Basidiomycota; Dacrymycetes; Dacrymycetales; Dacrymycetaceae. Bases 14 to 1477 code for a protein of 487 amino acids. The transcript has 7 exons. Gene Ontology annotation, molecular function: transcription corepressor activity. Gene Ontology annotation, cellular component: nucleus; endoplasmic reticulum. The record is from RefSeq and is a predicted model, not a curated record. Gene Ontology annotation, biological process: endoplasmic reticulum unfolded protein response; phospholipid biosynthetic process; regulation of transcription by RNA polymerase II.